AUGUCAGAGAAGCGGCCGGCGUCCAGCUCCAUGGCUUCGGGUCAGUUGGUCAAGCGCCAGAAGUCGGACAACUCGAUGGCUCUGACUUCGGCCUCGCAGAAUGGCGCCCUCGUCCAGAGCUCCCACCGUGGCCCAGCCUUGUCUGCUCCUGUCAUGGAGCUGUCUGGUCAUACAGCCGAGGUUCUCGCUGCGCGGUUCAACCCAGAAGGAAACUACGUUGCCUCGGCAGGCAUGGACCGCAACAUUCUUCUCUGGCGUACUUCUGGAGACUGCCAAAACUACGCCAUCCUAUCCGGCCACAAAGGCGCCAUCCUCGACUUACAAUGGUCGCGCGACUCGCGCAACCUGUUCACUGCCUCGGCAGACAUGCACAUCGCCAGCUGGGACCUCGAAACCGCCCAGCGCAUACGAAGACACCAGGGCCACGACGAGGUCAUCAAUGCGCUCGACACCAGCCGUCGCGGCGAGGACAUACUUUUCAGUGCUUCCGAUGAUGGUUACAUUGGUAUCUGGGACCCUCGCCAAAAAGCCGCCGUCGACUUCAUCGAGACUCGCUUCCCUGUCACCGCAAUAGCCCUGGCCGAGGCUGGCAACGAAUUGUACUCGGGCAGCAUCGACAAUGACAUCAAGGUCUGGGAUUUGAGAAAGAAGCAGGUCGCAUAUUCUCUCGUUGGCCAUACCGACACCAUCACCUCGCUAGCUGUUUCGCCCGACUCUCAGACACUUCUUUCAAACUCGCACGACAGCACCGUCCGCACCUGGGACAUUCGUCCCUUCGCUCCUACCGAACGCCAUAUCAGAACCUUCGACGGCGCCACUGCAGGAAUGGACAAGUACCUGACCAAGGCUACCUGGGAUACAAAAGGAAAGCGCAUCGCUGCAGGCAGUGGUGACCGCUCAGUUGUCAUUUGGGAGGCCAGCACCGCCAAGCUGCUGCAGAAGCUGCCUGGCCACAAGGGCUCCGUCAAUGAUGUCCGCUUCGCGCCCAACGACGAGCCAUUGAUGCUUUCUGCCUCUACCGACCGCAAUCUGAUCCUGGGAAGUCUCUCGACAUGA
This is a messenger RNA of Aureobasidium melanogenum CBS 110374, 1056 nucleotides long. Its product is annotated as WD40 repeat-like protein. The record is from RefSeq and is a predicted model, not a curated record. Gene Ontology annotation, molecular function: protein binding; RNA binding. Gene Ontology annotation, cellular component: catalytic step 2 spliceosome. The transcript is spliced from 2 exons. NCBI's taxonomy places the organism in Eukaryota, Fungi, Ascomycota, Dothideomycetes, Dothideales, Saccotheciaceae. Bases 1 to 1056 code for a protein of 351 amino acids.